UCUAUUUCUGUGCAGGCAGCUGAGUGGUCAGCUGGAAUCACGGGGUCCUUUCUCCUGUAGGUGACAUUCAGUCUGCUAGCAGGACCCGGCUCAGCAGUUAGCAUCUACUAAAGCUUCAACAUGGCUCAGGCUGUGCAGAAACUGGUCGCUAAAGUACCGACCCUGCUCGGCGCCGCUGUCACCUUCUCAAAGCCUCGGCUAGCCACCUUCUGGUACUAUGCCCGGGUUGAACUGGUUCCUCCUUCUCCUGCUGAGAUCCCCAAGGCCAUCGAGGGGGCCGCUAACGUCAUCAAGGGCUUCCAGUCAGGACGUCUGGGUCAAACCACAGUGAAGGAUGCUUUUAGGAAUGGACUGGUGGCCACUGAAGUGCUGAUGUGGUUCUACAUUGGAGAGUGCAUCGGCAAAGGAGGCAUCGUUGGCUAUGCUGUCUGAAAUUUAGACUGUUAUGCUUCUUUUUUUUCUUCUUUUGAGCGUUGUACGCUCAACUUCCUGCAACAAUCCGGGGAACCAAUAAACAGAUAUCUAUUGUUAAAAAAAAA
Messenger RNA from Sebastes umbrosus (honeycomb rockfish), 539 nucleotides. It is a transcript of the gene atp5mg, whose product is annotated as ATP synthase, H+ transporting, mitochondrial F0 complex, subunit g. Gene Ontology annotation, molecular function: proton transmembrane transporter activity. The transcript is spliced from 3 exons. Lineage: Eukaryota; Metazoa; Chordata; Actinopteri; Perciformes; Sebastidae. The record is from RefSeq and is a predicted model, not a curated record. Gene Ontology annotation, biological process: proton motive force-driven ATP synthesis. Bases 121 to 432 code for a protein of 103 amino acids.